AUGGCCGAGUCAGUAUCUGGGCGAAGCUUAAGCAUUUCAGCAGAGCACGAGCCAUUGCUGGACGAUCUCGAUAGCGAAGACCUUGCCGUGGAUCAAAGAACUGCCACUGUCCACAACAGCGCGACUGCCAAGACGAAGAGAGAGUUGGUGCUGUUGCAAUGGCGGCACUUCGAGAGCAAGAUCAAGGUUGCUGCUGUGAUGUUUUGCUUCUUUGUAACGGGCAUGCAUGUCACAUCAAUAGGAGUUCUACUUCCCGUGGUCGAAUCGUAUUACAGCCUCAGCGAUACCCAAGCUGCCUUUAUCUUUCCUCUUGGAGUCAUUGGCUAUGUCUGCGGCACCAUUUCACUCACUAACACUCUCUCCCGUUAUGGUUGGCGAGGAAUGGCAUCUGCAGCACCUUUUCUUCACGUGGUUGCGAUGUCGACACUAUCUACUGGUCCACCAUUCUUCGUUGUGCUAUUUGCACAUCUCGCUGCAGGUCUAGGAACUGGCCAUUCAGACGCUGGCGUAUGUGCCUGGGCUAGCCGACUGCCCUACGCCAACGUCGUGCAGGGCUUGAUCCAUGGGUCUUUCGCGCUCGGAUGCAUAACAGGUCCAGUCCUCUGCGUCGCUGUACUUCAGGUAAAUCUUCAAUGGUAUGUCUUUUACCGGAUCAUGAUCGUGUUCACCAUCCUUGAGUUCAUUGUCCUUGCUGCAGCUUUUCGACACGAGGACCUGAAAAGGUAUUCGGCAGCACAUGAUCCCCAGCCUGAGGAGAUGGAAACCGGGAGCUCUCCCCGAACGAAACUCGUCUGGCUGUGUGGACUCUUUUACUUUGUCUAUCUGGGUGCUGAAUCAUCUUUCACAAACUGGACGCCGACUUACAUGCAGCGCAUCCGCCAUGCCGAUUCUACGACAGCUUCUCUGUCCUCGUCAAUCUUUUGGCUCGGUAUGGCUCUUGGGAGAUUCUUUCUCGGACCUGUGACAGAAUACUUCGGCCUCCCUGUCUCGGUUUCUGCCUACAUCGUCCUGGGAACACUUUCGGAGCUUAUCUUCAAAUUGACAUCGAGCAUCAAAGUCGCUCUGUUCGCGCUUAGUGGCUGCGGCUUCUUUCUCGGUCCCAUGUUCCCAUCUGGCGUGCUGCUACUGUCUCAGAAAUUGAACAAGCAGCAGUAUGUCGGUGGUGUGGCACUCGCUGCAGCCUUUGGGCAAAUUGGCGGUGCUGGAGCGCCUUUGAUAAUCGGUUUCAUGGCUGAUAGACUUGGUCUACAACACCUGACGAAUGUUGUGUUAGUUUUGUUUAUAUUGCUGCUGAUGACGUGGAUGUUGUUUUGCAGGUUCAGUUGA
Molecule: messenger RNA, 1326 nt
Organism: Lithohypha guttulata
Lineage: Eukaryota; Fungi; Ascomycota; Eurotiomycetes; Chaetothyriales; Trichomeriaceae
Exons: 3
Coding region: 1-1326 (441 amino acids)
Biological process (GO): transmembrane transport
Cellular component (GO): membrane
Molecular function (GO): transmembrane transporter activity
Source: RefSeq, a predicted model, not a curated record